Messenger RNA from Nezara viridula (southern green stink bug), 725 nucleotides. The record is from the annotation of a GenBank genome assembly. Lineage: Eukaryota; Metazoa; Arthropoda; Insecta; Hemiptera; Pentatomidae.
GCAAAUCCUAAUGUAUUUUUAAUAUAUAUUUUCUAGUUUUCCUAUAUUGCUUCCGAAUAUACCUAUAGGUUGGAGUUGGAUUAACCAAUUGCUUAACGUUUUUGAUAAUGAUAUACGCUUCUGAUUUGUUGACUUUUCUCUGGAUGACAACUCUUUAUGAAGUCCGACAGCAGGCACGAAAGUUGUGUCAAAUUGUAUCAAAGGAAGGGAUAGGAAAAGAAACAGAGCGUAAGAGACACUGUUGGCUCAUGAUCAGCAGGUUGACUUCAUCCUUCGGUGAGGCGAUGUGCUUGGCCACAGACGGUCUCUUGAUGUCCCUCUUCUCUUCCUUCCUGAUCGGUUGCUAUGGCUGCCUCACCAGCUUCACGAACCGCAUCAAGCGAGCAGAAUAUGUUUGGUGGGAGUUCGCCGAGUCAUCUUCCAUAUACAUUUUCUUCUUCUUUAUGUUCGACACUGCUGAAAGGACAACGAUUGAGGCUGGAACCAAAUUUUCUUCUAUUGUUCUUAAUUUAAAACACUCGAAGAUGGACAAGGAAACAUUAAGUGAUAUGUCGCUCUUACUUUCAUGUAUUUCCUCAUGCCCCCCGGUUGUAACUUUUGCAGGAUUAGUUGAAGUAAAUAGAACUCUUCUAACUAACCUUGUUUCUAAUUCUGUUACAUAUUUGGUACUGCUGUUCCAAUACAGAAGAGAGUAAUACACCACGGAGAAUCAUCUUAGUAUUCUC